AUGGUAUAUUGUGGAAAACCAAGCAAGGGCUGCAAUGAAUGCCGACGUCGCAAAAUCAAGUGCGACCAAACUGAACCAUCAUGCCUUCAGUGCUCAAAAGGUGGUCGGGUAUGCACCGGAUAUCGAAACCAGCUGGACCUGAUGUUUCGUGACGAGACCCGGAAGACAGCGCAUAAAGCAUCGACAAAGACUCCAAGGCAGAGAAAUAGCAAAACCGCAAGCUCAAGCCCUUCUUCAAGCUCCAGCCCUUCCUCAAGCUCAACAGAUACCGUUCCAUCAAAAAAACUAAUUUCAUUAACCUCAUCAAAUACCCCGGAGGAAAUCUCACGAAGUCUCUCAAUCAGCCUAAAUCAGCAGGCCAUCUGCUUCUUCCUGUAUAAUUAUGUUGUACCAUGCAUCCCCAGUUCUGGGCGGGUUGGUUACCUUCAUAGCCUUCAAUCCGCGACAUCAGAGGCAGUUAUCGCAUGUAUGGCCUCAGUUGGAAUGGCAACAUUAGCAAACAUAAACUACUCUGCUGAUCUUCGUAUUGCGGCGCGAGAACAAUAUGGCCAUGCACUCUCAUUGACGAACACAAUGUUGCGGGACCCUGUCAAGGCAAGGCAGCCAGCAGCCCUUGAUACUGUCAUGCUGCUAGGCAUGUUUGAGGUUAUUACCUGUCGGAGUAACCGAUCCCUCAGUAGCUGGAGAAGUCAUCAUGAAGGAGCCCUUGCUUUGCUUAAAAUCAAUGCCAAGCCAGCUCCCGAAGACAUUGUGAACUUUCGGAUGUUCUCGCAAGCUCGUGGCCAAAUCCUUUCCAGCUGCCUAUUGACUUCAUCGCGAGCGCCCCCAUUUCUCGAAGGAAUACCACGGGAACAGCAAGGCUGCCUUCCCAAAUCCGAAGGCCUCCUCGAAGAUGUGACCACACUUCUGGUCAAACUGUGCAAUCUACGUGCCGAAAUUGAGGAUCGCAGCUUGGUUUCACCAGAAGAUAUAUUACCCCAAGCCUUUGCCCAGGAAAAAGACUUUGCCUCUAUUAACGCUGAGCUUUGGGAAUUCUACCCUUUCAGUACACUAGAAGUACUGGAACGAGACACCCCCUCGUCACCGGCAGACGAAAUCUAUGGAAAAUACUACCACGCCUAUCCAGAUCUUUUCGUUCCAAAUAUAUAUAACGCUAUACGUGGUGCCCGUAUCCUUAUAACGGAAAUUAUCGAUGAGGCAUCCGUCAAGCUCUCGCCAUCAUCACCUCUAUACGCUCAAUAUGACAACUUACCCCUUCUAAUCGAGCAAAGUCAAACAGCGGCACUACAGGCAGCAUUUGACAUAUGUGCCAGUGUGCCUUACGAUCUAGGAAGCGUCGAAACGAAAAGAAAAGAUGGCACGAAUGUUGGGAGAAUUGGUAGAGCAGUUGGUGGGUACGUUUUACUUUGGCCGUUGUGUCUUGCUGGAGAUUUACCGUAUGCUCCGACCUCGUUACGGGACUGGGCUGUCAACCGCUUCGAAUACAUUGGACGCUCCCUGGGAAUCAAGCAAGCAAUCUGGAUGGCUGCCCUGUUGAGAAUGGGUGGCAUGCGUGCUAAGUUGACAACAUUACGCAUUAGUGAUGAGGAUUGA
This is a messenger RNA of Nannizzia gypsea CBS 118893, 1593 nucleotides long. RefSeq names its product C6 zinc finger domain-containing protein. NCBI's taxonomy places the organism in Eukaryota, Fungi, Ascomycota, Eurotiomycetes, Onygenales, Arthrodermataceae. The coding region runs from base 1 to 1593 and encodes 530 amino acids. Gene Ontology annotation, molecular function: DNA-binding transcription factor activity, RNA polymerase II-specific; zinc ion binding. Gene Ontology annotation, biological process: regulation of DNA-templated transcription. The record is from RefSeq and is a predicted model, not a curated record. The transcript is spliced from 4 exons.